CAUACCUUUACAAACGAAACCAAGGUAUGUAUGAGAAGAUACAGCAAUAACGCCAAUUAUAAGGACAUCGUACAACUGGAUUACCUGGUGAUUGGAGGUACGUAAACAAUAUAUCAAAACCUUGGUAAAGGCUGUAUGCUACAGUGUAUCAAGUACAUUUUAUGACAUGAAUCUUUGGAAGUUGUUUCACGGAGAGCUUUUUUUCUCUAAUUGAUGCUAUUUUUUUGUUGUCUCUUUUUUUGAGGAUUGUAGAUUUGGUUGACUGAGCUGAAAAACGGGAUCAUGUGCAUUGUUAUCCUUUUCUUAGAGUCGCCAGUGUUGUUGCAUCUACCUGCAAUGCAUCUUAUUGGCUUCUUAAAGCAGUUUCAGCUUGUAAAUUGGACGAAAGUUUUGUAGAAUCUAUACUUUUUUCUUGUAUCUAAAGUCACGUGUUCCUUAAUUUACGUUACAGUUUCUUAAUAUACGUUAGAGCCCCUUUGUUUCCGGGAGGCAUCCGAGUGAAGACUUGCACGAAUGGUGUGCCAAAGUGGCGGUAAAUUUGAACGUGUCAAAAAAUUCUCUUUAAUAACAUUGUGUUCAAAGCAAUUAUUUUUUUUUUCUCCACGUUCUCAUAGUAAUGUGCAUUUUCAAUUCUAAAAAAAUAACUUUUUAAGUUAUGGGCGCUUUAAAUCCAUCUGUUGUUAUUUGCUUAAUUAUCUUCAGACUUGGAUCCCUGCAUAGACGUUACGUGUUAUUAUCACAGCUUCUGUAAGGCGUUUGGACCCCAUGAUGCACGCUGUGUAUGUGUGGAUAGCUGCCCAUCUUACAAAGAUCCCGUUUGCUCAUCAAAUGGCACAACGUACGACAACAGAUGUUUGUUUGAAAGAGAAGUUUGUCUACAUCGACCAAACUUAACCGUUCAACAUCCUGGCAGCUGUGAAGGUUAGUACAAUUGUUUUUGAAUCUGUUAAAAAGUGAUUUUUCUUUUUAUUAGAUUUCAGUAUUAAUCCCUUAGUGAAUUUUUCGAAUGAGCUAUUUACUUACCCAUGUAAUCUGGAGGGAAAAACGGCGAUAGAUGCAUGACUUUAUGGAAGUACAGAAUUUUAUGUAAUUUUGCUAAAACGUUUGUCAUGCAAAGGAGCAAUGCUAGUAAGAAUACUGGUCAGAAAAAGUGGCGGAUACACUUAUAUUUAAGCAUUUUCAGUUAAUACUCAACGAAAUUAUUUGUUUUUUUUUAUAUAUGUAUCACUGAAAGAAAUUUAAAACUAAUUCUUCUGUCUGAGAGUAGUAGUAGUAGUAGUAGUAGUAGUAGUAAGUAGUAGUAGUGGUAGUGGUAGUGGUAGUGGUAGUGGUAGUGGUAGUGGUAGUGGUAGUGGUAGUGGUAGUGGUAGUGGUAGUGGUAGUGGUGGUGGUGGUGGUGGUGGUGGUGGUGGUGGUGGUGGUGGUGGUGGUGGUGGUGGUGGUGGUGGUAGUGGUAGUGGUAGUGGUAGUGGUAGUGGUAGUGGUAGUGGUAGUGGUAGUGGUAGUGGUAGUGGUAGUGGUAGUGGUAGUGGUAGUGGUAGUGGUAGUGGUAGUGGUAGUAGUAGUAGUAGUAGUAGUAGUCCUAGAGUUAUAUUUUUUUUUAAGCAUAACUGGAACUGAAUCUUUUCUUUGCGAGAAGUAGUAGUUACAGUGAAUGUUCACUUUCCUUUCCUUUAGCGCUUAUAGGCUUCACCAUUUGCCACCGUGUAGCUCUGCUCAGGAUGCAAGUUCUAAUCUCUCCACUGCUUGCCAUGCUAUUUACCUAAUGCAGCGACAAGCGAUACAUUGUCCGGUGUGAAGUUUCCCUGGACUUCUAUAGUAGAGAGUAACAACCCUCUUUAUUAGAACCACUCAUUUGCUGCUCUGUUAACAUUUUUAAGUUCUGGAUAAAUGCCCUUUGCUCCGCAUGCUUGUCAUACUAAUCUAUAGUUCAUCUUGAGAUGUGUUUUCUAGGAUUUCCUUUUCAGCGUGGUCGUCGCCACAUGCCACAUAUUCCAUCCUUGGGCUACUCUCACUGUCAUGCCAUUCAUUUCAAACCGUUUGUGUUUUACCCUGACAAACCCAUUCAAGUGCAGAUAACUGUCAAUCAUAUGGAUACCAGUGACAAAUCGUAUGUCCAUGACGCGGCAGUAUCGUGGGUUGAAAAUGUGAAUAACGACGGAUUCACUGCUUGUGUGAUGGCGGCAGGAUAUAACGAACGAAAGUCGUAUGCUAACGUGACAGUUGAUUGGAUGGCGUACCAAGGUGCUCCAGUGGGUGGCGUGACUGGUGAAGUGCGUAUGUCACAGUGGUGGACUGGUACGACUUGUGCGACUGUCAGGUUUCCUACAGUGAGUGGCCUUUGUUGGGCUUUCUUGUCCUUUCCAUUCUUUUCAAGAUCAUAUCUUUUGAAACGCCUCACUUCUACUGAGUUCACUCAGUUAAUAACAGAUCGUUUUCAAUAUGCAUCAGCAGUGAUUUGUCGUUCUGGUGCAGCCGUACACUUAUUACCAAUUAAUAGUCGAACAAUGUCACUGUAGUACAAAUUAUUCUUUUACCAAUUUCCAGCAUAUCAAAUGUCAUGGGUUCCUUUUUGCAAAAAUACGAAAUUAAUUCCUGUUCGUAGCUUUCUAAGAGUUGAGAGUUGCCUAACUCGCAUUUAUUUUUCAGGGAAAAUUCUCUGUGAUACCGUCGGUAUUUGUGACUGCCAAGCAUUACAAUCCAGGAUUAAAACGUGACGCAGCAAGCAUAUGGAUUGAAGAUGUCACACAAUCAUCCUGCAAAGUUUGCUUGAGAGAAUUGCAAAACUACGCUGGAUCACACCAAGACGUUGUUGUUGUAAGUAAUGCUAAUCUCAUGCAGUCGAACGAACAGCGUUUUUCUUUGGAAACUAAGUGCAGCAGACUGGUAUCUUUCUCCAUCUCAUCUUUUCGCUUUUUUACGCUUCCAGCAGUUGGUCCAGCAGAGAUGCACGAUUUUUUGCUUGAAAAUAUAUUUCCCUCCAUCUGUUUCCUCUUCAUCCGGCUUUGUCAACCUGACCAUGUUAUUGCUUUCUUGUAAUUAACCUAAGAUGUCGGUGGCUGUUUUAUAUAAACCUUGUUGAGAGAUUACCAUUUAUAUUUUAUUUUCGACGUUGACACAAUCUUUUGGUAGUUAGGACGUGAGACUGAAAAAGAAUUCUUUCUUUCUAUUCUUAUUUAUUUAUUUACUUUAUUUCAGAAUUGGUUAGCGUUUUCAUAUCUUGACGAGCCUCCCUUCUCAGAACACAAUUCGAUUUACUUUUCGAAUGAUAAACCUCCCGCUCAGAGUCAUUAUAAUGCCUUCUGCAAGGUCAGUAUUCCAGUCCUUUCAUUAGUCUUAUUGGUUUCAAUUCCCGUCACAGUUCACUUAAUUUUAUUGAAUAAAUUUACUAUCAGAGAGCAAAAGAAAACGGUUGCCCUAUCCUGUCUCUAGUGAUGGUAGUUGCAUUUAAUCAGUUUAGCAGGCUGCCUGUCAUACUUCAGUGAAUAUUUAAAAUGAAAAUUAAAUAUAGAUUAUAAAUGCCCUAAUGCGGAACAAGUCUUUACCUUUAUAUAAAUGUCAGAGACUGAAUUUUUACAAUUAGGUAAUUUCUUUUGACAGGAGGCUACUUUUACUAAAGUUUAUAACUCAACUCCACAUGUGUUUGUUUCUGCCAAUCAUUCCACCAAAAAUGGAAGUCAGAGUCCAAUUCAUAACAGCAUAGCUGAGUGGGUAGAGGUAUGUUUUUAGUUAUUUAUUUAAUUAUUUUCUUUUCAUUUAUUUUAUGAAUUUGUGUAACAUACCACUUGCAACCACACUUACAUGUGUUGUGUGCAUGUUUAAAAACCUUACGAAAAUACGAAUGACUGUAAUUAACACUCUCUAUUUUACAAUACAGAUAGCGUUCUAUUGAGAAUAACAGCUUAUAGAACACAAAACGUGCAAAAAAACAGCUCAAAAGUUAAAUUUUAUCCGUUUAACUAGCGAUCAGGAAUAACCCUUGGCUAGUAAAAUGGCCAUGAAUUAUGGAAAGUCGUUAAAACUGUGUUUAAAAAAAGCUGUGUAGCUGUAUGGCGGAAGGUAAGCAAAUGUUGUCAAACAAACAGCAAUGAGAAAACUAAAAUUGAUGUUACGCAAGAGAGAAUGAGCUAAGAGAGCGAAUCCCUGUACCCCGUGAUGAUUAUUUGAAAUCUAUUGAAAGUUCGCACGCGUGCGAUGAAGGUUAUUUUUAUAUGCUGUUUCCGUGACCCGCGCGGUCUACUUUCCCGUGAACGCGACAUAUUUCGCCUCCAAACAUUUGACAGCAGUUGACCAAUUAUCGCAUGAGAGGUUUAAGUUGUUGACACGUAAUAACGCGCACUCAAUUGUCCUCUUUCCUCUUCCCUUUGAAGCCCUGUCAUGCAAACUUCUUGAACAGGGUUGAUCACUUCUUAACAUGCGUCAAACUGAGAAAUAUGGAAAGUCUUCUGGUCAAGACCUACAUGAACUGUUCUAUAGUUUUUUUUCUACUAGCAAGGGAGAAAAUACGCCGUCAGCCGUCUGUGUGAACUACUUAAUGAGCUGAUAAACAUCCCUUUCUUGCAGUACAUCAACAAGACAUGCUUUCGUGCUUGUGUCAAAGAAUUAUAUGAAGCAAAAUAUGACCCAUUGUCAGUAACGUACACAGUUUUGUCAGGUACUACUGCUACAAAACUAAUCAUAAACUUCAGUACUUACCAACUCUGUGAAUAACGAAAAAGCAAUACAAGCAAUACACAAAAGGAAUGCACAAAAACUGGAGGAAAUAAAAAAAAUGCAUUCGGGUGAUGAUAAAAAACAACGUUCAUCCCUCUUUCCAAAUACAUAUUAAUGUGUAUAAUGGAGUGCUUUAUAAUACUUGCAGUUGUUUUUGUCUUAUGUAUUGCCUUUAUUUUGUCCUGAACACAAAGCUUCUCCUUUUCCAUUUCCUUUUUUAAUCACAAAAACCGGAAAUAACAAAUAUGUUCGAAGUAGAUAACUGCACCUCAAGCUAUACAUUUUAAGCAAUGUCAUUUUGCAGUUCAUUAAUUCCUACUUUGUAUACGCACAGACAUCUGUCCAUCUGGAUGGGAUUACUUCAAUGGAUACUGCUAUUUAACAAGCUCUGUAUGCGCACCUUGGGUGACUGCUGUGUCCAACUGUUCAACUAUGAACUCACAUCUGGUAACAGUGCACAACCAAGAAGAAAAUGUCUACAUUCAGCACCGUCAUAAUGGAGAGCGAUCAUGGAUUGGACUUAAUGACCGAAGCGUUGAGGGAUCAUUUGUCUGGAAAAACAAGGAAAUAACCAGUUUUCGGUUCUGGGCUCCGCAACAACCAAACGACUGGAAAAACGAAGACUGUGUUCACACUCUGGGUGCCAAUGAUGGCUACACUUGGAACGAUGUGUCCUGCGAUAACUGCUAUAACUUUACUUGUGUUCAAGGUAAAAGCGGUCAUCAGGUUCGUUUUACAACUUACAUUAAAUGAUCUGUUAGUUGGCACCUGAGGUAAUCUUAUCUUCUGCAAAGGGUUGUGGUUCACUUCAAUAUUUUAUGCUACAAAUGUAGCCAAAACGACAACAAAACCACCCAAUGUUAGCGCGCAUGAAUGUAGUAUCAUCUUUCAGUCAUAGUUGGUAGAGAAGACUGGUUAUGAAAGCUGGCAAACGGAAUCAAAGCUUAAGAUUUUAACAUAGGUGCUGCAGUUUAUGUUGGUAGCUAUCUUCUUUUUUUCUCACAAAAUGCGAAUGAAUAAAGUUAGGCAAUGUUUUUAUCGCCUGUGUACAGACCCCCCUUGCCCUUUUUGAGGGGAGGGGGCGUCCGUACACAGGCUACGAUUUUAUUGGUGAAAAGGAUCAAAAUGAUAGGAAUGCUAUUGAACUUUUCACAACGUCGGAUGAGUCCAAAAAAGGUAACCAAAAAAACCAUAUAUACUGGUUUAAUAAAGACGUUUGUAGGGCUUCGAAGGCACUCCACUUUUAUUAACUAUUUUUCAGUUUAUGUUUCAAACCUGACCGACUAUGUCAAGGUACAAAUGGGCUCGCGACCGAGCUUAUUAGGCAGUUGUUAAGGUGUCAUAACGUGAGGUGGAAGCAUUGUGUCCAGUGUUUGGUAAAAUUCAAAGAAAUUUCGCUUUUUCUUUUCAAGAGUUUUAUGAUGAAUUCAAGUUGAGAAUAUCAUUUCAGAAAAUAAGCACUUAGCAAGGUUAUCAACUAUAGAACAUGUGAGUGAAUGAAACACUGUGAUUUCUUUUAGAAAUUGACGAAUGCACAACUAACUAUCACAGAUGUAAUGUGAAUGCUGCUUGCCAGAAUACUGCGGGCUCAUACAAAUGUACUUGCAAAGCUGGAUACUCUGGAAAUGGCCGCAAAUGUGUUGGUAAGUACUGAAGUUUGCUUUAAAUGCCUUCCAUAUUUUGCCCUUUUGUUCGCAAACUGAUCAACUUAGUUGUCCUCUGUUCUGAUUUUAUUUAUAGACUAAAUAAAUAUGCUUUAUAGUGUAUACACAGAACUGUUAUGAUUUUUUGUGGUCAAAACUUUCUAAUUAGCCCUUAGUGGGUAUUUAAUCGGAAUUUUAAGCAGUAAAAGAAUAUUUGCACUAAUGUGUGGAACAACCUUUUACACGAAUUUUCAUUCCUUCAAUCGAAACAAUUACGAACUUCCGUUUGGGGACAUAUUUGUUUUGACUUUAAGAACUUCACUGGUAAUAACGUAAAAGUUUGAGUUGAUUUCAAAAAGACUCGAAAAUGAAAAUUUCACUUUUAGGCCUCAAGGUCGCCCCAAUUCAGACUGUCUUUGUUUUUAGAAAUCGACGAGUGUAAGAGCAAAACCCAUAACUGUAACAAAAAUGCGUUAUGUAAGAACUCUGAGGGGUCUUUUACUUGCACCUGCAAUCGCAGUUACAAGGGAGAUGGAAAGAAGUGUAGAGGUAUCUAUCUAGCGCUCUUUAAAGGUGGCUUUCCAGCGUCGCGUAAUUUUUACGUGCGUAGGCUCUUUAGUUUUAAGUACGUAUAUAAAAUAACGGCUAUGUAUCAAAGGUUGUGCGUAAACGUAAAACUUGAACCUCGCUCAACUUUUACGCACGGCCUUUCAUACAUUGCCUCCAGGGCCCUGACUACCUCUAUUAUAUUUAUGCGCGUACAUUUUACGUGCGUACGCACAUGAAUAUCACGCGGCAGUGGAAAUCCACCCUAAGUUCUUGAUCACCUAACGAUAUAGUUUAUACAUCCAGCACGUGCGUUCAUUCCAUUGCUUGUAUUUAUUCUCCCUGGCACCGGUUGUUCAAACGCUGGAUAGCGCUUUGCAUCAGAUAAAUCACUACACAGUGGAUAAGUAUUAGUAAAACUGACUGCGCUAUCUACUGGAUGGUGAUUUAUCUAGCGGCUAGCCUUAUUCAGCUUUUGAACAAAUUGUCAGGUAAUUUUAUAACACUACCAUAGCCACACAAUCCGUCGCGUUCAUCUGUAACGUAGAUUUAAAAGAAUAGAAUGUAAAGGAAGAAUUAUCAGUUUACUUGCCUUCUAAAGGUAAAAUAAAUGCAGUUUAUGAUUUUCAUUUAGAUAUCGACGAGUGUACAAGCAAAAUCCAUAAAUGUGACAGAAAUGCGUUAUGUAAGAACACUGAAGGGUCUUUCACCUGCACCUGUAAACCCAAUUACAAGGGAGAUGGCAAGAAGUGUAAAGGUAAAUAUCUCAGUACAACACGCAAUUAUCGCAUUCUCUGCUUUUAAUUUAUUAGACUGAGGCAAACACAUUUGUCGUGGAUUCUUAGCUGUGAACUGGAAUUAGCCUACAGUACGUACAGGCUUAAGCCGGGAAAUCUGUUCACAUGCAUUAUUAUUUUUAAUGAUUUUCCUCCCUAGUAGCCUCAACUCUAAAUUACUUCUACUUCCAGCAACAGGAAUCACUGCUCAUCUGAAUGAAUAAAGCAAGAUCCGGGAAGCCGUUUACCUGUAUAUUAUUAGUCAGAUUUUGAGUCUCUUUUCACAGUUGAUCUGUAAUGUUGAUAUCUAUUUUGUUGUAGCGACACGCGGGCUGUUUUCCUACGAUCCCGCUCAAUCCUGCAAAGAAAUCAAGGACUUAGGUAUCUCCAAUGGCGACGGGGAGUACUGGAUUGACCCUGGAAGGACUAAUAGUCCUUUUAAGGCAUAUUGUGACAUGACAACUGACGGAGGUAUGGUUUGAGUUGAAGCUAGGGGAAACCCAUUUUUCUAAAGUAAGUUCAGGAAAUUCUAAAUACCUACCUUGAUCUAAUACCUAAAAACAUGGCCAAAACAGCAAAACUACAUCUCAUACUUGAAGAAUAUCUUCAAGACAAAGCAUCCCCUUGGAUCCUGAAUUUGCCGAGGAACAGGAACGUGAAAUCCAUCAGUUUAUCAAUUUUUCUUAUAACUGUUAAGUGUUACCAUGGAGAAGUUGUUUGAAUGAAUAAUAAUAUGCAUUUUUUGCGCCAAGCCUCGUUUUAGUAUCAAUUUCACACUAGCAAGCGCCUAGCGAGUCACGAAUUUCUUAGUCUCAGGUUCCUAGUUCUGUACAGUACCGCAAACGAUCCUCAAAGUAGACCGUAAAUGAUCCCCAUUGUCGACCACAAGCGGAUCCCGUGAAAAGUAGAGGACUGGAAUACUGUUUUAGGCAUGGAUGGUGAAUGUGCUGAGAGUUUGCACAUCGCGUAGAACAAUGAAUAAAUAAAACAGUUUCUUUUUGUACUUUUUUCUCCUUUCGUUAUUCAAGCAUUUGAUGUUUCGUUGCUGUGAAGAUUUAGGACAGGAAGGACGUUAAGAAGGAAAUUUUUCUUUCAUUUUAACGCCUAGGAAUAGGGAAAUAUGACCCCGGAAUAUGAUCCCUGUAUUUAUCACACUGUAGAGGUUUUUGGUUUAUUUCGAAAUACGCUUAGCAACUACAACUAGUGAAAAUGAUGCGUCUAGUGGUAAGGACCCUGUCGGCGCAAACCUGUAUAUUCAUUUUCCGUGUCUUUACUGCUGGAGACACAGACAGUUACAAAGAUACAACAUUAGGGAAAGAGAAACGAAGGAACGAUUAAGUGGAACAUUUUGUACCCAUGAGCAAAGAAUUAUCUUAAUGGGGUUCAGUGUACUAGAGCGAGCUUUUAUCUGGGGUCGUUUUCAAAGAUUUUCACGGUUACAAAAGUUAUCAUUUUCUAAAGUUCAUACGAAGUAUCCGACAGAUCGGAUUUGAGCAAUUUUUUCUUAUUGCAUCUAAUUUUUCUAUAGUAUGUGAGGUUUAGUUCAGUUAAGCUUUAAUGUUAACCAGCAAUUAAGCAGAGCUAUUGUUUUACUGGUUGCAUUUAAGUUCUUUUUUUGUUUGCAUUUAUUUGUGUAAUGUUCAAGGUUUCUUUCUUUUUCAGUCUUGGCCUUUAUUUGUUAAAUUAAUUCAGUUGAAUUAAUUCGUUUUGUUGCGAUAAUAAACGUGACACGAUGAACCAGUAACUUAGAAGUCCAGGCCAUUCUCGGAUUUUCCUCUCGGGAUCAUUUGCGGUCGACAAUGGGGAUCAUUUGCGGUCCAUUUUGGGGGAUCAUUUUCGGUCUGAGGACCACUUACGGUCACGCGGGAUCAGUUGCGGUACUGUACAGUUCGCCUGAGUAAUAUUGUAAAACAUUGAUAAAGUUCACAGCCGGGUAGCCUCCCAGGUUUUUAGGGGUUCGUCACGCGUUCCUGCCCAUGGGAGGCUACAUCUGGGUUUCCGCCGUGUGAAUUAUUUUGAACUGAACAUUACUGCUUGUUUUGGCCCACAUGACUUGAUAAACCAAAUGCAAUGAUAAACAUUUAUCGAAUUUCAGGGGGAUGGCUUCUUGUAUCCAACGUUGUUUCGCACGGUUCAUCUCCCACUCAGUUGCCAGUUAAGACAUCGUACCGCGGAGUAAGCAGCAAAGAGAUGGUACUUACAAAAAGCGCCAUGAAGGAGCUGAGGAAGCACUUGUAUUUCACUCGGAUAAGAUUCCGCUGCAAAAAAAGAGGAGGUCGUACAUUUCACAUCACCACGGCUGCUAACAGCAAAGGUGAGGCUGCUGUGAAAUACUUCAGUGGUGAGACAGAUGUGAUGCCUGCCUCUUGUGGCUCGUUUGUGAUCAUGAGCAAUGAUAACUCGCGGUUAGCAAGAACCUGCAAGGAUUGGGGAUACCAAAGAGGUUCUUACAAAGUUGGCAAAUGGGGGCAUGAAAGAGAUCAGGAUCGAUUAUACAACCACGCUGCUUUUGUAAUGGCAGCUUACCACUGCUGGUUUCUUACACCAUCUGGCAGGUGGGAAUGCGACGAUUAUAAUGUGGGAGUGUCCCCUGGCGAUUUUUGGAAAGUCUUUGUGCGAUAGGAAGUCACCAUAACGGA
Molecule: messenger RNA, 10317 nt
Organism: Porites lobata
Lineage: Eukaryota; Metazoa; Cnidaria; Anthozoa; Scleractinia; Poritidae
Source: the annotation of a GenBank genome assembly